Molecule: messenger RNA, 3600 nt
Organism: Triplophysa dalaica
Lineage: Eukaryota; Metazoa; Chordata; Actinopteri; Cypriniformes; Nemacheilidae
Gene: slc35e4
Product: solute carrier family 35 member E4
Exons: 2
Coding region: 210-1415 (401 amino acids)
Cellular component (GO): Golgi apparatus
Molecular function (GO): antiporter activity
Source: RefSeq, a predicted model, not a curated record
CCAGAGAACGUACCCGCAACACAAGAACACGUGUGUGGGGAAAGAGGAAUGUUGUUUUCGGUCUGCAAACACACUGUUGCUAUAGUUGCUUCAGACACAUGAAUCACCAGCUGCUACAGGAAUCGUCUCACUUCUUUCGACGCAGAGCGUUUACGUUGCAUGUUAAAGUAUCUCGAUUUGUUUAAAAGUGUUUACGUGACCAAUUUAAGAUGUGUCGUAUAUCGUACAGGUGCGAGGAUGAAACCAACAUGAUCAGCACCGAUGGCCCCUCCACCAAGCGCGAGGAGACCCAGGACACCGGGAAAACGAAAAGGGAAGCGCCAGAAAUGCUGCACCUCACCUUCGCAGUCUUGGUGUGGCUGGUGACGGGCACCACCAUAUCCAGCCUGAACAAAUGGAUAUUCGCCGUGUACAACUUUAGGUUCCCCCUUCUCCUGUCAGCCCUACACAUGCUAACAGCGAUAGUGGUGGACUACGGGCUGAUCAGAUGUAAGGUUAUCCGGCACAGAGGGAUCGGUGAGCAGGAUUUGAGCACCAACGCCAAAUGCAAAGUAUUUCUGUUGAGUUUGACUUUCUGUGCCAGUAUCGCGUUUGGGAACGUGGGACUGAAUUAUGUGCAGCUUUCAUUCGCGCAGAUGAUCUACACCACGACCCCGCUGUUCACACUCGCCAUAUCCACGCUGGUUUUGGGGAAACAGCACCACAUCUUGAAGUACACCGCAAUGAUGCCGAUCUGCCUCGGGGCGUCCUUCAGUAUUAUGGGCGAGGUCCAGUUUGACCAGAUGGGCUGCUUGUUUGUGUUCGCCGCGACUAUGUUAAGAGGUGUCAAAACCAUUCAACAAAGCAUCUUGCUCCAAGAGGAGAAGAUUAACUCCAUCUUCCUACUGUAUCUGAUGUCCAUCCCCAGUUUCUGCAUCCUGGCCAUAGCCGCCCUUGCUUUGGAGAACUGGGCCGAGCUUAAAUCCCCUUUCCAGUAUGACCGCCAUCUCUGGGUUUUCAUUUUGCUCAGCUGUCUGGGCUCUGUCCUUUACAAUCUGGCCAGCUGCUGUGUCAUUACCCUGACCUCAGCCGUCACCCUGCACAUCCUGGGCAAUCUGAACGUGGUGGGCAACCUUCUGCUAUCUCAGCUACUUUUUGGUAGUGAACUGUCGGCUCUCAGCUGUGUCGGUGCUGCCCUCACUCUCUCUGGCAUGAUUAUCUAUCAGAACUCAGAGUUAAUUGAAGCAUACAUUGAUGCAUGUAGAGCAAAGACACCAACCCCAGACGGCACAAGAGAAGAGAAAGUAGUGUGUGCCGAGGAAAGUGAAUCAAGCAUAUCGAAGCCAACUUCACAACCAUCUCCGAUAGCAUGUACAGAAUCAACUCAUGAGUGUCAUGAACGGACAGAUAAUCACAUUCAUAAGAAAACCGACUGAAGACGGUCAACAAGAAAGAUGUGGUCGGAUGCUGUGUUGCAUAUCCUAGCAAGCUGUCUUUCAGUGUAGAGCCUACAGUACAUAAGAUAAUGUAAUAUUUCAUGGGAUUGUGACCAGAAAGACGUCUGAGAAACAUUGCUUUGGUCUAACAUCGAGAUGUUUAGGUUACUUCUCUCAGUAUCUGCUCACUGUGCCAAUGUAUUUACUUUCAUUCACGACUAUAAAGGAGAAACAUCAGUGAACAGAGACUGAUUGACUUAACAGAUGCCUUUUACGAACUUGACAGUUUGAAGGAUUUAUUACCUCUGUUUUUGCCAACACGCACACAAACAACCCCUGCAUGAGCAUGCAGAAGAUAUCCUGCCAUAUUGGUUUUGUGACUCUGUCUAUCUAAUGCACUGUGAAAAAAAACUGCUCAGAUUCCUCCGGCCCCCCUUAUUGGUCAACAUGGAUGUUACUGGACCUGUUUGCACUUUUUAAGGACUAGAGAGGGGCACAAGUUUCAAAUACGUAAUACAGGAAUCAUGUAUUUUUAGGUACUGUUUAAUCAGGCGCCCUGAUUUGAUGAUACGGGGGCAUUUUUAAGGCAGCUUACUGUGUUUGAAAGAGGAUCCUAUGUUUCUUACAGCUCUUUAAGUUUACAUAUUUGACACAAGCAGGGAAGCUGGGUUCCCAGCUCGGUUUAUAUUUUUUUCAUUAUGGGGUUUUACACGACUUGCUACUAAAUGGGUGAAGAGACGUCUCGCUGUUUUUUGACCUAAAUAAAACACUUUUUUUGCAUUGUAAUAAUAGGCACACGGUAAUAAAUUAUAUAUGAACAUAUAUCAAUAAAACCAAUACGACACUGUAGAAAUAUACUGUUGAAACACUGUUAUUAUUUAUUUUAUAUAUUUUUUAAUUUACAGAAAAAUUAAACCAUUAAAAAGUUUGAAUUUAUGCACAAUAUAUUUUUAGGUUCAAUUUUGACCUGGACAUGUUUUUGACUUGCCCUGUGAGACUCACACGAAAUGACACGUUUCAGAAAAUUGUCUGGUUUUGAAGGAAUGUUAUAUAUGUCCCGUCAGAGACAGGCAGGUUUCAACUGGUGCUUCUUAUGUAUAUCCCUAUGCAGAACAUUAUUAAUAGAUUUCUCUAAGGAGACUUUUACAUCUUUAGCUAAUUAUAAUCUGACUGGAGAAAUCGUUAUGAUAUACCUGCCUGCUGGUCUCUCACUGUCCUCUUUAAAGAGUUCAUGUAAAGGCUUCAUUGUUUGUUUUUCAUCGGUUUCAUUGUUGAAGGUUUUUGUUUGAAAUCUGCUGGGUGCAGUGCAGUAUUAUAUUGUUGCCAUUUUGAAUAGUUUUUUAAUACAAUCAACACAAAUAGAGGUUAUACAGUGUGUUUAAAGGUCAUUCCCUUAAAGAGGUUGUGCUGCCAUCUGCUGGAGAGAAUGCAAAUAUGCAUUUAUUAUUAUUAAUAAGGCGUAGUCCUGUACUUUUAGAGAUGUGUGAUAAGAAAUAAAUCAGGCAGUUGUUGAGUUUUUUUAUUUUAUGAUAAUUUACAUUUUCUGACAUUUUCUUUUGUUAAUCCUCAAAACGGUUUCCUGGAAUAGAUUUGUAGUUGGACCUGCUUUAGUGUGGAUGUGAAUGUAUCUUAGUGGGUGAUGAAGUGUAGGUAGUCUUAUGAAGCCUGGAUAAAGCCCACAUCAACUCAUGUGUGCCUACCUGCUGGGUUUUGUUUAAACAAACGUCAGCCUUUCAAGCUGAAAAUAAAUUUAUCUUUUAGAGUUACGGGGAAAACAUCAUAGCAUAUAGACACAGCAUUAUGUCAUUUGUUUUCACCACAAGCACAGAGUAUCGACACGAUCAAUACAAAUAUUGCAGAUAUUUGUUGCUCUUCACCUUCAAAGGUGAGGUGAGGAUUAUCCUAAAUACCUCGGAUGUCAUUGCUUUUUUAUGUGUCUGUUGACUUAAAGGGAUGUUUUGUUGGGUCACUGUUUUAGAUGCUGACUUGAAUAUGGCAAUAUAGUUAUAUGAGUUUGAUGUGUCUUCUGUUUUUUCUCGACUCUCGGUUUUCAUAAUUAUGUGGCUCCUGUGUAUGUUUUGUUUCUGAUGUCGACAAAAUAUCAGAUGUACAGUAAAUGCUUAUUUUAUUAUAUUUAUGUAUUUUACAAAUAUGAAAACUGGAUAAAUAUACUUAUUCAAAUGUU